This is a messenger RNA of Danaus chrysippus (African queen), 951 nucleotides long. NCBI's taxonomy places the organism in Eukaryota, Metazoa, Arthropoda, Insecta, Lepidoptera, Nymphalidae. The record is from the annotation of a GenBank genome assembly.
AUGCAAAUUAAAAAUUUUACUGAGAAACUAGCACAUUUAGAGUAUUUGCAUGGAUCAGAAGUAUCUAGUCACAAUACUUCUAAACAAAGGAUUAUUAAUCUAGAGAGUGAACUCUCUGACUUAUCAAGCAGAUAUUUAAAAGUUGAACAAGAUAUGCAACAAAAAAAUAGGGAAUUUUUAAUGAUUUUACAAGUCUUGUACAAUUCUGUUGUGGAAGCUAAUAACAAUUUAUCAGAACAAGUUGAAUUUACAAAGUCAAUGCUUACAGCAAAGGAAUCAGAAAAUAAUCAUUUACAGAGUCAAAUAAUUACUUAUCACAAUCAGUUAGACUCGGCAAUGCUGCAUAUACAACAGCUGACAAAUAACAGUAGUAUUAUGCAAACCCCUACAAACAAUUCUAUGGAAGAAAUUGAAUUACUAAAAAAAAAGAUAUCUGCUUUUAGAGCAACAAAUAGUUUGUUUCUACAAAAAGAGAGAGAUAAUAAGAAUUCCCAUUAUGAACAUUAUGUAAAAGAAUUAACUGAACAACUUAAAAAUGAAGUAAAUAAAAAUGAGAGUCACUUACAAACAAUUCAGAACCUGUACAAUAGAGAAAAUAGUCUCAUAGAACAGAUAAGUGAUAUGGAAAUAAGAUUACAAAAUUAUCAGAAGAGAAUUGAAAAUGAAGUCAUAAAAGUAGAACAUGUGGACAAUAGUCAGGAAUUACAGGAAAAAUAUAAUUAUAUCCAGAAACAGCUUGAGGAGACUAAACUGAAGCUUAACAAUCUUCAAGAGGAAUAUGCAAAAAGUGUUGAAACUAUACAAGAAUUAUCAGCUUCUAAAGAAGUAGUUUGUGACCAUGAAAACAUUAGUAUAUCAAAAUUGAAUGCUGAUAUAGCAAGUGAUAAGUUGGCAGCUCAGAGAGCGACAGAACAAAACAGAAAGUUAAAACAAGAUGUUUUGAGAAUUUAG